Molecule: messenger RNA, 1091 nt
Organism: Salvelinus sp. IW2-2015
Lineage: Eukaryota; Metazoa; Chordata; Actinopteri; Salmoniformes; Salmonidae
Gene: hebp2
Product: heme binding protein 2
Cellular component (GO): cytoplasm
Molecular function (GO): heme binding
Source: RefSeq, a predicted model, not a curated record
UUGUAACAACAAACGCACCACUCCCCCAAUGACCUCGCCCUCCUUGUUAUGAAACACCUAAUUUUUGACCACUUUGUAAUUUCAAUCCAGGAAAACCGAUAAAUACAUAGCUAGCACGUURCCACACCAGUGAUUUCGAAGAAGCUUUGAAUUUCAAGUAUUGAAUGAGAAGGACUUUAGGACUGAUCAGAAACCUCCCACAAUGCUGAAAACAAUUGGGCAAGCUCUUUUUUCGACUACUUUGCAGAAUCCAAAGUUUACACCUAACGAGAAGAAUAAGGCUCCUGACUAUGAGGUCCGUACCUAUCAGACAACCAACUGGAUAAGCACUACUCUGACUGGUAUGGAGCAGCAGGCUGCGAUAAGCACUGGGUUCCGACGCCUGUUCAACUACAUCCAGGGCAACAACCACAACAAGGAGAACGUGGAGAUGACAGCUCCAGUGACGUGUCUGGUGGACCCUGGGGCUGGCCCGGCCUGUGAGACCACCUUCACAGUGUCCUUCUAUAUCCCAGAGGAGCACCAGGCCGACCCGCCCCUGCCCAGCGACCCAGAAGUCUUCCUGGAGAACAGAAAGGAGUUCACUGUGUUUGUCAGGACGUAUGGGGGUUUCACCAACAUGCAGAAGAGCCGUGAGGAGCUUCUGAAUCUGCUAGAGAGCCUCCAGAGGGACGGGGCACGCUACAAGGACAUGCCCUACUACGUCUGUGGCUAUGACAGCCCCUUCAAACUAGUCAACCGCAGAAAUGAGGUCUGGAUCCUCCAGAAGACAGAGCCAUAGUAACGGUUCAAAGGGGUCCCUGCCUUUCUCCUCGAAGUAUGCACUUGAACACUCAUUUAUUUAGAAGUAUUGGAUUGGUGUAGGCAUGGACUAGUAUAGAGGGAGUUCCGAUCAGAUUCACUUUAUAUCAGUGUAUGCUGCWAAGAGGAGGAUGGCUCAUGAUAAUGGGUUGAACAGAUCAAAUGGAAUGGCAUCAAACACAUGGAAACCAUGAUGUGUUUGACGUAUUUGCAACUAUUCCGCUCCAGCCAUUACCACGAGCACAUCCUCCCCAAUUAAGGUGCUAGCAACCUCCUGUGCUAUAUAUACA